CGGGACGCCGGGCCCGCCCCUAGCGCUCAGGACUCGCCCCAUGGAGGGAGCCAGCGCUCCCGGGUCGGCACAGCGGGUUCGGCUGCGCGGCGGGGCUGAGGCGGCCGCGGGCCAGAUCGCAGGAAGAAGAGCUGGUGUCGGGACGGCGGGCGGCGGCCUCCUGCACAGCUCCUGGACGUGGCGCAGGCUGAUGGCAGACGAUGUCAGCCACCAACAACACAGCGCAGGCCCGCAAGCUGGUGGAGCAGCUCCGCAUAGAAGCCGGGAUCGAGCGCAUCAAGGUCUCCAAAGCCUCCUCGGAGCUCAUGAGCUACUGUGAGCAGCACGCCAGGAGCGACCCGCUGCUGGUGGGCGUCCCAGCCUCCGAGAACCCCUUCAAGGACAAGAAGCCCUGUGUCAUCCUGUAGUGGUCCCCGGCCAGACAGUGCAGCCACGCUCUGCGUCCCCACAGCUCUGAGACACCGGGGGGCCUGCACUGCCCAGGUGGGGGUAGUGGCCCCUCCAGGUCAAGCUGGAUUCACAGCCCGCCAUCGCCACUGGACGGGCCCCAGCGCCGCGGCCGCCCCUCUCCAGGACCCUCUGUUGUCGGGCCCAGCAGAGGCCACGAGGCAGCUGGCUACAGGUGCGGGGCCUGUCCGGGCAGCAGUUCUCUCCAGAUUGCGCAUUUGCAAAAAGUCCACGCUGGGCUGCUAGGAUACGGCUUGCAUUGUAACCAGAGGUCACAUGGGUGGGCUGAGGGUGACAUCAUGACACUGGGGGAACAUUCCUCCUUCCCAUCUAGAGCAGUAUUACUCCCCACUGCUGAAACCCGCGUCUGACCCGCGGUGACCCACACUGAGCUGUGGGAGGGAUGGACAGGUGGACUUCCGGGUGGGAGAGGCUCAUCUCUGAAACGUACACUCCUCCGUGUGGCCACAGGCUGUCCCUGGGCCCGUGCAUCAGACAGGUUUGGGGGGCUCGCAGGGGUGGCAGCAGGGACGCCCAUGCAGCUGGCUUUGCAGUGAGCAGGCCCUGGGUGUGCCGGCGGGGGCUCCCCUGGGUCGGCCACUUCCCCGCUCACCUUGGCCAUUUUUCAGACAGAAGUGCAGGCUGUGGCCCCAGGCACUGCGGCCUGUGAAGACUGCCCAGAGACCACCAAGUGGCUUGAGGGCUCUCGGAGUCCAGGCUCUGGUCCCGGACGGGGCAGCAGCCGCUCAGCUUUCCCGCCCCCAGGAACCCGCGACCUUUGGAGUGCGGGUGGGAGGCCCAGGGCCAGGGUCCAUCCGCCCCACCUCCCAGCAGCCUUGGAAGUUCCAGGUGUCAAGGGGCAGGGGGCUUUCUAACGGGGGCUCUGCCACGUCACAAGGACAGUGGCCAGAGCAGGCAGGAGAGGCCGCACACACCCCGAGCUGCCUGUGGCCACUCCCCUCGCGGCCCUGGACCUGGGAGCUGCCCGCCCCGCCCCACCCGGGCCUAGAAGCAGGGCAGAGAAAGCCAAUGGGCUGCACGGUGACCCGGCUGUGUGGGCCUGGACGGUCCCAGGCCCGAAGAGCAGGGCCAACAGCCCCAUGACCCCAGCCCUCCCCACGCAGCCCACCCCAGGGCAGGUGCCAAGGCCUCCUCGACUGGGCCAGAGGAGAAGCACUGGGCGGACGCAGGUCAGGAGACAGUGGGACCCGAGCAGCCCUCCAGGCCCUCCCCGGGCUGGCUCCCGGAGGGUCCAGGCUCAGGGCCAGGCCUCUCCCCGCACCCGGCUCUCUGUGGCUGGUCCAGGAGGCCAGGGACGUGGGGACCCGGCUGCACAAACCUGAGGCUGCUGGAAGAGGAGGCCGGCCUCCCCGAGGCUCCAGGCGUGGCAGGAAGGGCAGCAGCACAUCCCAGGAGCCCCCGGGCUCGGGGCACCUCUGAAGCGGGAGCAGCUUGCAAGGCAGGCGGGGCAGGGACUGCUUUCCAGUGGGACGGCCCUGCCCCAGCCUGGCCGGCUGGGUCCCCAGGAACAGUGCACCCAAUUCUCCUCAAAAGAAGCCUUGAUCCUGGAGCACGUGUGGCAUCCUGCAUGGCUGUCCCUCCUCCUCAGCCCCACUGUCCAGGCCCCCAGCCACCAGGCUCCCACGAGGACAGUAGAACCUGAGGCCGGCGUCAGCAGCACCCCAUGGCCAAACCCCUCUCCCUCCCACUCGCCCUGCCAGGGCAGAGGGACAGGGGCACGCAGACCUCCAAGCCAGCCCCACUUGGUGUCCCCACAGCUGUGACCCCAGGGGAGCUGCCGGGUGGACAGGGGCUGGGCAGCUGGGACCCCUGGGCUGAGGGCGCCGGGUUAACUGAGCUUUGGGGCUCAGCCUCACGGGGAUUCCUUGGCCAGGGGCCGCCCCCAUCCACAGCCCCAGAGUCCCUGCACCCGGCCGGACAUGCCUUCUAGUAAACUGAGGCCUGGAGCGGGGACAGGCUGCCCACAAGCCAGGUGUCAGCCGCCCUCCCUGAGCUGGCCAUCUUGCGUCUGUGCAGACUCCUCCUCCAGGUGCCACUGCCCUGUCCCCAAGCCUGGUCACCAUUGCCCACGAGUUUGGGCCUCCGGGAGGUGGUGACUGGAAGCAGCCUGAGUGUCCUUCUGCGCUGGGGCCUCUUUCUUGACCCUUCAGGUGACUCUCGAGGCGACAGCCUCCCACAGCAGCCCGGGCGCUCGGCCGGCUGCUGCCUGUGCUUCCCUCUGGGAAAUGCCCCCCACGGACGCAGGUCCUCCCUGGGCACUUCCAGGGCCCCUCUAGUGUGUCAGGGAGAAGAGCUUCCGGAAAGCCCGGCACCGCGCACCUGCCCCAGAAGGGCAGCGCUCUCUCCAGCCUGCUCCAGGUGUCCAGCCAUGUUGUGCCCGCUGGAGGGGCCCCUGCACCUGGCCGGCCUGUCCAGUCCCCAUCCAGGGAAUCUCCAGUGGUCCUGGCCCUUCUCCUCCCUCACUCAGAAGGAACUAGGACACACCCCUCCCCACAGUCCCCAAAGGUGACCCCCAGGGCAGUGGCUCAGCCGUGACCUCUGGCUUCCAGGGUGGCAGACAGCAGGUGCUUGUCUUUCUUUCUGCCCCGUCCCUUUGAUGGUCCAGCGGUGGCCUCCUCCGGGCAGACGCUCGGCCCCCAGGCAGCUCAUCCCAGCUCCUCAGGCUGGCCCUCAGCUGGCCCAGUCCACCUGCCCCGGCUUGGAUACGGGGCAGGACCAGGCGUCAGGCCCUGCUCCAGCCCGGGGCCGGCGGCGAAGCACUGAGCCCUGGCCCUGCCAAGCGCCCCGAGGCCCAGUCAGCUCGCAGCUUGGGGACACGGAGGCCGGCUCCUCUCCCGUCCUGGACUCUGCUGCCAACGCCCCAGGACGAAGACUGCCCGCCCCAGCAGCUGCCAGCUCUGCGUGCGACGUCCGUGGUUCCCGCCCUCUCAGAUCCCAGGCGUGGCACCCCAUUCCCGCAGUGUCUGACACCCUGCGGACCCUCCUUCCCCAGAGUGAAUUCGCACACAAUAAAAGGCUCCCUGACCCUUUUCCCCACGGCUCCAGCUCUUCCCUCCCUCCUCCCUCCCUGGCCGAGGCUGGGCCAGGGGUGGCCGCUGGGCGUCACUAGGAAGGCCGGGCAGCAGCCCUCCAGCCGGACACACAAAGGAGCACCACGGGCCCCAGUGGGCUCUCAGGUCUCUCAGGUCCGUAGGGAGCGGGCUGCUCGGGGACCCUGCCCACCUGGUGCACCCUGGGCUCCUGGCCUGCCCAGGACAGUUGGUUCCACAUGGAUCGGGGGUGGGAAGGUGCCAUCGUCCCGCUGCACCUGCCCUCGAGUGCCUACCCACAGACCCCACUCUGGAUGCCGAAGUCUGACUCCAGGGCCAGAGGCGCCGCAAGCCAGGGCCCGCCACAGCCACCAAGAGGUUCAAGAUCAGCUCCUCGAAGGGGCCAUGCCGGCCACCGAGUGGGGAGUUUUUGUGUAGAACACGUGCGCUUUCCACAACGUAGAGAUCGUUCCCAACAUAUCAAAAGGCAGACGGCAGCUCAGGGGAGACAGCGACCCUGGCAGAGCGCAGCACUCGACAGCAGAACCCAGUGUCCACCUGCAGGAUCGUGGGCAGCUCCCUGGGAGGAAGCCUGCUCAGCACGGGAGGGAGGCACAGGCCGAGUCCCACUGCCGCAUGGACAGGCCUGAGGACUGGCACCCCGGCAGAGGCAGGCCCAAGGGACGCAGGCUGCGGCAC
Molecule: messenger RNA, 4196 nt
Organism: Sciurus carolinensis (gray squirrel)
Lineage: Eukaryota; Metazoa; Chordata; Mammalia; Rodentia; Sciuridae
Gene: Gng7
Product: G protein subunit gamma 7
Exons: 4
Coding region: 201-407 (68 amino acids)
Biological process (GO): G protein-coupled receptor signaling pathway
Cellular component (GO): heterotrimeric G-protein complex
Molecular function (GO): G-protein beta-subunit binding
Source: RefSeq, a predicted model, not a curated record